Messenger RNA from Merops nubicus (carmine bee-eater), 924 nucleotides. Its product is annotated as discoidin domain-containing receptor 2-like. The transcript has 6 exons. The record is from RefSeq and is a predicted model, not a curated record. The annotation marks the transcript as partial. Lineage: Eukaryota; Metazoa; Chordata; Aves; Coraciiformes; Meropidae.
CUUUGUCUUUCAGAAAUGUAGGUGGCAGCUGCUGCCUUUGAAGGACUCGCACCCAUCUGACCCUGCGCAGUGCCUCCGACUGCGACCAUGAUCUUCUGCAUGCUGCUGUUGGCCUCACUGCCUGAGCCAUCUGGCACCGAAGUCAACCCUGCUAUAUGCCGUUACCCUUUGGGGAUGCACGAGGGAACGAUACGAGAUGAGGACAUCACUGCUUCCAGCCAGUGGUACGACUCCACAGGACCCCAGUAUGCACGGUUACAGAGGGAAGAGGGGGACGGAGCCUGGUGCCCAGCUGGCUUGUUGCAACCAGAAGACGUGCAGUUCCUCCAGAUUGACCUGCACAAGCUCUUUUUCAUCACCCUGAUAGGCACUCAGGGCCGACACGCCCGUGCCACGGGGAAGGAGUUUGCCCGCGCCUACCGCCUCGACUACAGCCGCAACGGGGAGCGCUGGAUCUCCUGGAGGGAUCGCCAGGGCAGGAAGGUGAUCCAGGGCAACAUCGACACGUACGACGUGGUCCUGAAAGAUCUGCGGCCCCCCAUCAUCGCACGCUUCAUCCGGGUGAUCCCCGUGACAGAGAUGCCCAUGACUGUCUGUAUGAGGGUGGAGCUCUAUGGCUGUGUCUGGUAUGAUGGUUUGGCAUCCUAUAGCAUCCCUGAAGGAGGGACAGUGGCAGCUCCUGGCUCCCCCAUCGCUUAUCUGAACGACUCGACCUACGAUGGCUUCCAGGAGCGCAGGCACUUGUAUGGUGGCCUGGGCCAGCUGACUGAUGGUGUGCUGGGACUGGACGACUUCACCCAGAGCCACCAGUACCGUGUGUGGCCUGGCUAUGACUACGUUGGCUGGAAGAAUGAGAGCUUCAGCACGGGCUCUGUGGAAAUGGAGUUCCAGUUUGACCGGCCGCGGAACUUCACCUCCAUGAAG